AUGGCUACGAAAAGCGCGGAAGUUGGCAGCAAGCGAAAGUCCGCUCCUGGCGGAAAGGUCAAGCCUGAAUACCAGGCUAAGAAGUUCAAGAUUGACAAGACCAAGUCCAAACGAGCGCUAGCUAAGGAACCUGAAGAUGGUUCGGAGGACUCUGAGGAUGGAGGUGUCGAUCUGAACGAAAAGAAAGAAUCCAAGCCUUCCGACGGAAAGACUUUUGAGCGAGGUCAAACCUCGCGCGAAUCCCAUGCGAAGCAGAAGCAGCUCGCCCAAGAGCGCAAGGCCGCGAAGCCUCUCGCUGACGAAGUUCAACGCACAAAGAAGCUGUGGGAGCGUCUGCGACGGAAAUCGCACGUCCCCAAGGAGGAGAGGCAGACACUGGUCGACGAGCUGUUCACCAUCAUCAAUGGGCGCAUUCGCGAUUUCGUUCUCAAGCACGACGCCGUGCGAGCUGUGCAGACCGCCAUCAAGUACGCGACACCCGAUCAGAAGAAGCAGAUUGCCCGAGAGCUCAAGGGCACAUACGCCCAACUUGCCGAGAGCCGAUAUGCCAAGUUCUUGAUCGGCAAGCUUCUGGUUCAGAACGACGAGGAGAUUCGCGACAUCAUUAUCCCCGAGUUUUACGGAAGAGUGCGCAAGUUGAUCAACCACUCCGAAGCGUCCUGGAUUCUCGAUGAUAUCUACCGAGGCGUUGCGACAAAGGAGCAGAAGGCCAUCCUCCUCCGCGAAUGGUACGGUCCAGAGUUUUCCCUGAAGGAGCUUACCAAGGACACGGAGCCCACGGCGGAUCUGAAGACCAUCAUCGAAUCCGAGCCCAGCAAGCGAGGCCCUAUCAUGAAGAGUCUGGUUGAAAUGAUCAACUCCCUGGUUCAGAAGAAGCUGACGGGCUUCACGAUGCUCCACGAUGCCAUGUUCCAGUACUUCUCCAACACCCAGCCCGGCACUGAGGAGUUCUCGGAGUUUAUCGAGAUGGUCAAGGGAGAUGAGGGUGGAGAUCUGCUCAAGAACAUGGCCUUUACUCGCAAUGGCGCCAAGCUCACAUGCUUGCUGCUUGCCUACGGAUCUUCAAAAGACCGAAAGCAAAUCCUCAAGACUUACAAGGACACCUACCUCCUCAUGUCGGGCGACCCCUUCGCUCACCUUGUUAUUCUGACGGCGUACGAUGUUGUUGACGACACCAAGCUCACGGCCAAGACCAUCUUCCCGGAGCUCCUGGGUGAGGGCGAGAACAUUGCCCAGAACGUCGUUGCCGCAGCCAACAACCCCUUUGCCCGAACAACCAUCCUGUAUCUGUUUGAGGGCCUGGCCAAGUCUCUGUUCCCUCCUAGUCAAUCAUUCGAUGUCGAGCUCCUCAAGGAGGUUCACGAGAUUCGCAAGACGACAAGUAAGAAGGAUGAGGACGCCCGACGCACCGAACUGAUUGCUGCUGUGUCGUCUCAGCUCGUCUCUGCUGUUGCAGAGGCUUCUUCAGAACUGACUGCGACCGCUUUUGGUUGCCAGUUCAUCACGGACGUGCUCCUCUUGGGCGUCGGUGACAAGAAGCAGGCUCUGGAGGCGAUCGCAGAAUCCGCCAGUGGAGAUCCCAGCCAAGAGCCGUCUGAAGAUGACUUGCAGCCUCAGGUCCACAUCUCUCGAACGCCUCACGGUGGUCGGAUGCUCAAGUCACUGAUUCAGGGCGGCAAGUAUGACAAGGCGGCCGGCAAGAUUAUCCCUGCCGACCCGCCCCUGGAGUUUUCCAACAUUCUCUACCCAAUCAUCAAGGAGUACAUCCUCGACUGGGCAACUGGUCCCAGCUCGUUUGUUGUCGUCGGUCUCCUCGAGGCCGGCGACUUUAGCGAGGCGGAUGCGCUCAAGAAGACUCUUAAGAAGAACAAGAAGGCCCUAGAGAAGGCGGCGACGGAGGAGACGGCGGAGCAAAAGGCGGCUCGCGAGGCACACGAAGCUGCGCCCAAGGGAGGCAAGAAGGGGAAGAAGAAGGGCGACAAGCCUGUCGGUAAUGCGGGUAGCAAGCUGUUGUUGGAGAAGCUGUAG
This is a messenger RNA of Fusarium keratoplasticum, 2028 nucleotides long. RefSeq names its product PUM-HD domain-containing protein. NCBI's taxonomy places the organism in Eukaryota, Fungi, Ascomycota, Sordariomycetes, Hypocreales, Nectriaceae. Gene Ontology annotation, biological process: regulation of translation. The coding region runs from base 1 to 2028 and encodes 675 amino acids. The record is from RefSeq and is a predicted model, not a curated record. Gene Ontology annotation, molecular function: mRNA binding. The transcript is spliced from 2 exons. Gene Ontology annotation, cellular component: nucleolus.